Messenger RNA from Aethalodelphis obliquidens (Pacific white-sided dolphin), 5026 nucleotides. Its product is annotated as translation initiation factor IF-2-like. The transcript is spliced from 5 exons. The record is from RefSeq and is a predicted model, not a curated record. The coding region runs from base 1 to 1119 and encodes 372 amino acids. Lineage: Eukaryota; Metazoa; Chordata; Mammalia; Artiodactyla; Delphinidae.
AUGUUGGGCGAGAAGUCAGUCAAUCUUGCUCUACACAGAAGGAUUGGUCCUAAAUCAGGGGCAUGGCUAAGGUUCCAGUUAAUGAUUAAACGAUUCCAGCAACAGAGAACAGUCAGGAGCGCGAACGCACACACACACACACACACACAGACACCCCUCCCUGGAGCCCUUGACACGCCACCACAAAGCAAUUUGUUCACGCUAAGUCGCUGCUGUUCCUGCCGCCGCUGGGGAGCGUCUGACCCCCAACCCAGGAAGCCAGCGCCGGAGAACGAGAGGGUGGAGGAGAGAGGACGUCCAGGCUCGGGCACUGCGGCUCCCCGCCCCCUCCUUCCUCUUCCCCCUCCCACGCCCCCGCCCCCGCCCGGGCGCCCGCAGCCCCCGGCGUCAGCGCUGCCCGGCCGCCCCUACCUGCGGGAAGCGAGCGGCGAGGGAGGGGAGCGGCCACCAGCCUGCGCCAACUCUUGCCUUCUCGGCCGGCCGCGCUCCGCAUCGCCCCGGAGUGGCGGCCGCGGCCGCAGGGAGCCGAGCGCUCAAGAGCGCGGAGGAAAAGGCCACGCAGCACGCGGGGAGUCGCGCGCCGGCGGAGAAGCGAGCCCGUCCGCCUCCCUCCCUCCCCGCCCUCGAGGCCAGGUCUCCGCGCCGCGCACGCCGGGCCCACGGCCGGCGCCCCUGGCCUGCUCGCGGGCUGCUCCGGGGCGGCCCGGUCACAGCUCGGCCAGCCGCCGGGCGGUCCUCCCGCGUCCGCCUGAGGCCAGCGCCAGUGUCGCGGCGACGCGAAGCGCGACCCUCCGGGCGCGGGGGCACCGGGGGCGUUACUACCUGGAGGGCUCCGCGGCGCUUGUUAGGCUUCUCCCGGGCACGCGGGGAUUUCUGUCUUCGGAGCACGGGGGUUGUCCUUCCUGGCACCCCUCCUCUGACCUCCCUCCCUGCCUUGGCCGUUGGGCUCCUUCUCUCCACUCCCAGUUGAACAGAGUCGAGCUGCGUUAUUUAAUAAUCCUCCUGCUGCUCUGCCUGAGCCACCGCUUCCCAGGCAGUCAUGUUGUGGAGAGAGGGAGAGAGCGAGAGGCGGAUUGGCAGUCGGUCGGCGACUGUUCGUGCAGAAAUUCUGCCCGGUGACAGAACAGCAGGAUCCAUCAUUGCCCUUGCUCUGUGGAGGAAACUAAAAGGGCAAGCAGGUCAACUGCCCAGGAUUUCAGAGAGGAAUCCUCUCCAGAAGCUAAGCCCAGAUGACUGGGUCAAAAUACUCACUGCAUGAGCUGUCUUUGAUCUGGGAACUACACAGACACCAAGGAUUCGUCCCAUGGAGCAGAUGUGGUAGCAAGACUAUUAAGAUGUGAUCAAUGAGGUCUUACGGAAAAUGAUCUCAGGAUUUCUCAUCUUCAUAUGAGGGACUGUUGCUCAUAGAAGCUAAUCACCUGCUGUACAGAAGCCAUGCAAACUGUGGCAAGGCCCACAUGGAGAGGAACUGAUGCCUUAUAACCCUCAGCACCAUCUGACAGACUCCACAUAAAACCAGCACCAAUUUGCCAGCCAUGUAGGUGAGCCAUUUUGGUAAUAGAUUUCCAGCUGCAAAUCUAUCUACUCCAGCCAGCCAUGCGGAGCAGAAACAAGCUGUAUUAAUUUUGAUUGCUGCAUACCAAAUUACUGCAAACAUCGUGGCUUCAAAUAAGUAGCAAUGUAUUAGAUCACGGUUUUGCAGGCCAAAAUUCUGGCAAGGUGUGGCUAGUUCUCUGCUUAUUAUCACAAGUCUGAAAUCAAGGUGUUAGCCAGACUGAGUUCUCAUCUAGGGGCUCUGCGGCACAAAUCAGCUUCCCAGCUCUUUCUGGUUGUUGACAGAAUUCAGUUUCUUGCAGUUAUACAGCUGAGAUCUCUUUUUGUUUUACGUGUGCCUCCCUCCAUCUUCAAGCCAGCAACAGCAGCUUAUAUCCUCAUGCUUCAAAUCUUUAACUUCUUCUGCCGACCAGAGAAAACACUCCCACUAGACUAUAAGCCAAUGGUGGGCCCAUGACUUUAUUUGCUUAUCAUAUCAGGGCCUAGUAGAAGAAAAAUAAUGUGUCCUCAAGUGACACAAGGGGUGGUGCAUAUGACUGACGUUUUAUUCUCUUUAUCAUUUCCUGAACAUUAUAUGUCAUGGUGAAGCCUUAUUGUUCAUUAUUCCUUCAGGAGCCUUUGUUUUCCUCCAUACCAUUCUCAGUCUCUCGUAUGUUAUCUUUCUUCUGACUUGACUUUAAAAAUGAAGGUUGCAGGCUUCACUGUAGCCACUCGACCAAGUACUAUUCAGUCACAUGAAGCAGUGUGGUGAGCUCUGAUGCAACACCACAGCAGGUUGUCUUAGUCGGUUCAGCUGUUGUAAUAAAACACAAUAGACUAGGUGGCUUAUAAACAACAGGAAUUUAUUGCUCAUAGUUCUGGAGACUGGGAAGUCCAAGAUCAAGGAACCAGUAUAGUCAUGUUCUGGUGAGAGGUCUCUUCCUGAUUCAUAAUCAGUGCCUUCUAACUGUAUCCUCCCAUGAUGGAAGCAGCAAGGGAUUUCUGUGGAGUCUCCUUUAUAAGAACACUAAUUUCAUUCAUGAGGGUGGACCCUCAUGACCUAAGCACCUCCAAAACCCCAACUCCUAGUACUAUUACAUUGGGCAUUAGGACUUCAACAUGUGAUUUUGGGAGAACACAAAUGUUCAGACCAUAGCAAAGGUCAAGACUGUGGAAGAUACAAGAAACCUCAGAAUAAACUCAGCUGUCCCCAAGAGCUUUAAGUGAUGUUGGGAAUGAGAUAAAGUACUUUGUAUCACCAUAUUUACCUUUUGGACUCAUUAAUAAAUAUUUAUUAGUUAAUUAGUUUUCUCCUUAUAAUGUUUUCUCCGUAUACUGUAGCAUGUUUACGGGUGGAAGUUCCAGCCAAUAGAAUGUCACAUCUCUGAAAUAUAACAUGAGAUUUUGGUCAUCAGAUGUUUAUGGUACAAGGUUGAAUCAUAGGAAGUAAAUACUGAACAAUAAUCUGAAAGGAUAAAAAUAAAAGAGGAGAGAAAAGCAAAACUCGUCAUGAAAUAACUCCACAAGUAGUCCUGAAUGGAGAGAAUUCCUACAUAAAUAAAUCACAAUCAUUUAUGUAGUCAUGCAUCAACAAGUGACAUAUUGAUUUUUUUUCUAGAAAACCAAGAUAAAAGUGACAGGCCGAGAGUCAGUUUAGGCAUACUGAAGGAGCAUUUCACUAACGGGAUACAUGAGAAUAAUUUGAAAAUCUAGAUUUACCGUGCUAAUUUCUCACCAAUCUUGUGUUCUUUAGUAUCUAUAAAACAUCUUUACUUAGAAUCAUAAGAAAGUAAAUGUGAAGGGAUUUUAGUCAUUCAGCAGAUUUGUAUUGCAGAUGUUAAACAAACUAAAUAUUAGGGAUACCAAAAUUGAGGGGAAAUUCUUGCAAUUGAGAUAGUCAUAGAAACAAAUAAUUAGAAUACAAUGUACUGUGGAACAAAAAGGGUAUAAAAGCAGUUACUCCUUGCUUUCAAGGAAAUAACAGUCCAACAGGAGACAUAUUACAGCAAAUGAUUACAAUAGUUACUUCUCAGUCCUCAUUUUACUUUGGUAGAUUUUGAAUUGGAGUGACUUUGUACUGUGUUGAUGUAGCUAAAACUGGAAUUGUAUUUCCCAGAAUUCCCUUCCUGAUACGGUUCUGCACUAAGGUUGGCCAAAAGAGAAGUCUUCAUGAGAUUUGGAAGGGAGAAAUGAGGCAGCAGCUAUGUUAUGUGCUAAAGAACAGUGUAGGGAACCAGGUGGUCUUUUAGCUCAUGCUCCUUGAUCUGCUAGCUCACUUGUUUAGUUUGGGGCGGCAGCUGCAUCUGCAGCUCCCUCAACUCCUGCCAGAUCUCCUUUACCCUCUCAGAGUGUGUGGUACAAGUUCAUGGGAGGUCCACUGUAAAGGUUCUUUCUGCAUGUCGCUAUCUGCAUAUCCCUUGUAAUGUUGAAACUGGAGGUAGCAAGAGACAGAUGUAGGCAGAGAUGGUCUUUUAGGGGUACACUUUAUACAGUUUGUCUUAGCUGAUGUGGGUAGAGAUUGUCUUUUGGAAAUCCAGUUUAUCCUGAGGAUUCCAGUCUGUCCCAGCUGACCACCAGUCCACACAGCUUUUCUUCCCAACUGCCAUUUCUCAGUGACUUUAAGUCCACCAUUAGAGCAGUGGCAACAGACUUCCAUAGGCUUCUGCCCAACUCCCACAGUUGCAUAAGGUCUGAACCCUAUAAUAAAUUCCUUAUCCCAUAUCACUCAUAUUGGUUCUGCCUUUCUGUUGGGACUCACGCUUACAUGAAUAUAUUUUGUAGAAAACAACCACAGGAGUACUGCGGACUAGAUGUAGAAGGUCAGGAAAGAGAAGAGUCAAAGUGACUAAAUCUUAAAUUAACAUGAUAAUUUUAGUCAUUUCCUUCCAUUUGAAACAUUUCUUCCAUUUGGCUUCUGGGACGCCACAGUCCCCUGUUUUUAUUCAACUCACUUCGAUGACCUCUGCAUUUGGAAUGUUCCAAGACACAAGACUUAAACUUUUGUUUUCUUUUUAUACUCAUUUCUUUGGUGAUCUCACUUAGGCUCAGAGUUUUAGUACCAUCUGAAUGCUUAUGACAUCCACGUUUGUAUCUCUAGCCCUGAACUCCUAACCCAUGUCUGACUUUCAACUUGAUAUCUCUGCUCAUUUAUAGAAGCAUCUCAAGCUUAAAAAUAUACAAAGCCUCUGAAUUCUUCUGAAAACCUGUUCUGUAUGCCGUCUUCCCCAUCAUGGUCAAUGGCAACUUCUAUUCUUGCAAUUGUUUGUGUUGAAGACCUUCAGGUCAUUCCUAGUUUCUCUUUUUCUCUUACAAUGCGCAUCUAACAUGUCGGCAAAUCCUGCUGACUUUAUGUUCACAUUAUAUAGAGUAUUCCAACCACUUCUCAAAACUUUCACUGUGUAACCCAGUUUAAGCCACCAUCAUCUUUCACCUAGGUAACUGUGAUAGCCUUCUUCUUUUUUUUUUAAUUAAUUAAUUUAUUUAUUUUUGCUGU